Molecule: messenger RNA, 684 nt
Organism: Saccoglossus kowalevskii
Lineage: Eukaryota; Metazoa; Hemichordata; Enteropneusta; Harrimaniidae
Product: protein FAM43A-like
Source: RefSeq, a predicted model, not a curated record
AUGUCGCAAGAACUGCCACCAUCCGGGUCACCGAAGGCGAAGGGUUCCCGGUCGCCGAAAAUAAGCAGAUUUAUGAACACCUUGCGACGCUCGCCGGCGAUACUGAGGAAACGCCUGGGUUCGGGCACAAACUCACGCAAAGACGCUCAUCACGACAAAAAAAGGACUGACAAGCCAGAAAAAAACGAAGAUCCGAAAUUCUAUGUGCAAUAUCUGGGGUGUAAAGAAGUGUCCACAUUGCGUUUCCGACAGUGCAAGGACGUGGUUGAACAUUUAUUUGAGACCUCCAAAACACUGAGUGGAAAAGACGCUGUAAAAUGUAAUGUGUGUAUUAGACGAAAAUAUAUUGACAUUGAUAUCAUUGUAAGUAAAGAACACAUUCAGGUAGCUAUACAUAAUAUAGCAUACUGUGCGGCGGAUAUGAAACACCCGAAAGUAUUCGCGUUCAUUGCCAAGGACACUACCAACAGUGGACUUCUUCACUGUUAUGCAUUUUUAUGCAACAAGCCCGAAAAUGCACAGUCAAUGACACUAUGUCUUAGCAAAUCAUUCGAAUCUGCCUUUGUAGAAUGGCAAUUGGCAAAAUCUAGACACGAUUUAAAAGUCAACAGGAAGCCAGCAGCACAACACAAAGAUACCAAUAAUGAAGCUCCAAGGAGGGUUAAACAUCAUCAAGGUAAUUAA